AAUAAACAUAUUAUAUUAUUAUAAAUCAAUUGUUCAGUCUAGAAAAUAGUUAACGUGUCUACAGCUGUACAGCUCAGUGAGGCUGUACUUACAGAGGUGCUUUGAGCUAAAUGCUAACACUAGCAUAUUAAGAUGCUCACACCGACAGUGCUAACAUGUAGCUGGUGAAAGGUUCACCAUGUCCACCAUCUCAGUGUUAGCACGGUGCGGUAGCCAGUUAGCAUUCAACACAACGUACAGCUGAGGCUGAUGGGAAUGUUAUUACGUUUGCAGGCAUUUGGACCUGAUGAUGGCGUGAGAGGUCCAUGAACGCACCAGAUGUCCCUCUCACAGAUGUUGAGAUAUUUAACUUUGAACAGCUGGUGGCACCAAAAAGUGACCAUCCAUUAACAUAAUAGCUAAUUAACAAAAUAUCAAUUCUGUCAACGACUGAUCAGUUCAUUGUUUCAGUUGUAGAAGCAACUGGAACUUGAUCAGGUUUUUUUAAAUAAAUGAGAGUGUGUCAGUCAAUAUAGAUUCAACAGUAAGAUCAAGGGACAGCAAAAAGAAAGACAGAAACUCUAAAUUAAAAAUAAACUGCUCAUAUACUGUCUAUUUCUAUUAAUACAGACAUGGUGUAUUAUCAAAUCUAACCACUGCCUUUCUAUUCUCAAACACCUAUCAUGGACAUAUGUGAUGGGUGAGGUAGCGUGAGAAAACGAUGCCACAAACAAGAGGUUAGUUCUGAAAUAUGUCAGAGUUAACCUCCAGAUUAAUAGAAAAGGGAAGUGACAGGAGCUUCACACUGAUGCUGCUUUAACUUCAGGUUGCAUUGAGGGAGCGUUGCCGUGCUGAACCGUCUCCUCAGAGCUGCCGUCAGCGAUCAGAUGGAUUACACACCGUACUCUCCUCCUCCAGAUAACUGCUCCUUCUCCUCUGGUUUCUCCCUCUGUUCCACUGCCGCCACGAGCAUCUUCCUCCCCUCCGCCUACGCACUCCUCUUCCUCACCGCUCUCCCGGGCAACACGCUUUCCUUGUGGGUGUUCCUGCGCUGCAUCUCCACCACCUCCCCAACCCACGUUUAUCUGUCCCACCUGAGCAUCUCCAACCUGCUGCUGUCCCUCACCACGCCCUUCCUCGCCGCCUACUACGCCUGGGGCUCGGUGUGGACGCUGAGCGGCGUCCUGUGUCAGCUGGUCCUGCACGGCAUCACGCCGAUGCUCCACAUCAACAUCUACAUUAGCCUCAUGAUCCUCACCUGGGUGGCCCUCAGCCGCUUCGCAGCCCUCAUCCAGCGAACUCACGCCUCCAGGCCCAGCGUCUGCAAAACGCUGCUGCCGCACGGCUUCUUCACCCGCCUCAGCAGGGCCUCGUUUGCCAGCAGGGUGUGUGCCACGGUGUGGGUGUUGGCAGUGGGCGCCUGCGUGCCAGUGGCGGUUUACUACUCAGUGAAUGAAGCUAUGAGUGCGAAGGCUGCUGCACCCGGCGGGGACGGAGAGGCGGAGGGAGGUGGAAGUGCGGAGGUGUGCUACAACCCUGAGGUGGAGAUAGGAGGCCCUCUGUCUGCGGCUUUCUGUGCGAUUGCUAUUUUCAUGUUCUUCUUCUUCUACCUGCUGGUGCUGCUCUCCUACAUGACGGUGCUGAGGCACAUCAGACGCUCACGCCGCAACACCGUCAUCGCCACCUCCCAGGGGCUGCUGGGUAGGGUGUUCCGAAACAUCGUGGUCAUCCAGGUUGUUCUCUCAGUUUGUCUGCUGCCGUAUCACAUCUUCAAACCCGUCUUCAUCUCUCUGGCCCUUCACCACCAUCAGCGGACAAAUCCAGCUGCCUACAACAUCUGGAGCCCCUGUCAUCCUCUCUCCACCUUCGUCGAGGUGAAGAACUGUCUGCUUCUUCUGGCUGCACUGAGAGGAUCCACUGACCCUGCCAUGUACUUCCUGUUAGACAAGACCUUCCGUCGACAAACGCUUGUACUUUUAGAAAGCAGCCGCAGCAGCCCUGGAAGCCGAGCGGCAGGAAGUCCCGGUCAGAGGGCGGAACAGCUGGGGGACGGGAACACGGCUACAGCUACUGCGGACUUAAGUCAUGAAAGUGUUUUGUAGCUUUGAAAAGAAGAGUGAUUUUUAAAAUGCGUCAUGUGGAGUCAAAGUAAAAACUAUGGAGCAGCAGGGACGUCACAGGAACAGCAAUAACGUAUUUACUUCAUUUCAUACUUUAACAGGCAUUAAAAAUUGUAAAAACAAUUUUUAGUUUAUUAAAUUAUUGAAAUCAAUAAAUAAUAAUAAUAAUCAAUAAAAACUUCAGAUUUAAAAAUGGAUUUAGAAAAACAGCAUAAAACCAUCAUUAAAUAAACCUCUUAACAUUUAUUAAUUCAUGAAUUAAUAAUAGAAUUUGAAAAGACAUUUUAACAAUUUGCAAAAUCUCCAUUUCCUUUUUCCAGAUGCUUUUCCAAUUAGCUAAUCGAUUAGCUUAGCCAUUUAGCUUUUGCCCCUCUGUGACACUCUGGGCCUUCAGUGCUGGUAAAUAUGAUGAGACUGGUUAGCUCCAACCAAUCAGAGAGCUUGUUACAUCACCAUUUAGAGAGAUUUAAAAAUGAAAACGUAUAUGAGUGUGGACGUAGCCUCUCUGUGCUGCGGUCUGUUUGUAUUAGCUGUUAGCUCUGUUUGAAAGCCACAGAGCACCAGCAGGUCUGGGAUCAGCUGUCGGGUGCAUUAAAUAAGACAUUUUUAAAAAGCCGCGCGGUGGAUGUAACAGAGCAGAAGUAAAGGUUUUUUAUCUCAGGAUCUACUAUAAUAAGAAUAAAACAUAUGCCGCAU
Seriola aureovittata is the source of this 2795-nucleotide messenger RNA. RefSeq names its product probable G-protein coupled receptor 82. Gene Ontology annotation, molecular function: G protein-coupled receptor activity. The coding region runs from base 867 to 2081 and encodes 404 amino acids. Gene Ontology annotation, biological process: G protein-coupled receptor signaling pathway. Gene Ontology annotation, cellular component: membrane. The transcript is spliced from 4 exons. Lineage: Eukaryota; Metazoa; Chordata; Actinopteri; Carangiformes; Carangidae. The record is from RefSeq and is a predicted model, not a curated record.